ACGGUGGAGUGGGAGGGGCUUGAUGGGUAGCGGGAGGCUGGUGUGAAGACAGCGGUCGAGCCGAGCCGAGCUGCGGGAACUGCGGCUGCCUUUAGGACCAACUAGCGACUGAAACUCACUGCCAAGAUGUCCGACGACGAGCAAGAGCAGACCAUCGCCGAGGAUCUGGUAGUCACCAAGUACAAGAUGGGGGGUGACAUCGCCAACCAGGCUCUUCGUCUGGUUGUGGAAGCAGCCAAGCCAGGUGUGUCUGUACUCAGCCUCUGUGAGAAAGGGGAUGCCUACAUCAUGGCAGAAACCGGAAAGGUCUUCAAGAAGGAGAAGGAAAUGAAGAAAGGCAUUGCCUUUCCCACCAGCGUCUCAGUCAAUAACUGUGUUUGCCACUUCUCUCCCCUGAAGAGUGACCCCGACUACACACUUAAAGAUGGGGAUCUGGUCAAAAUAGAUCUAGGGGUUCAUGUUGAUGGCUUCAUUGCAAAUGUCGCUCACAGCUUUGUGGUGGGAGCCUCUAAGGAGAAUCCCAUCACAGGCCGGAAAGCUGAUGUAGUCAAAGCCGCCCAUCUGUGUGCAGAAGCAGCGCUUCGCCUUGUUAAACCUGGUAACCAGAACACUCAGGUGACGGAGGCCUGGAACAAGAUCGCCCAGUCGUUCAAAUGCACACCUAUUGAGGGUAUGCUGUCUCAUCAGCUAAAGCAACAUAUCAUUGAUGGAGAGAAGACCAUCAUACAGAACCCGACAGACCAGCAAAGGAAGGACCACGAGAAGGCCGAGUUUGAGGUACAUGAAGUUUAUGCUGUGGAUGUCUUGAUUAGCACCGGAGAAGGAAAGGCCAGAGAUGGAGGUCUGAGGACCACCAUUUAUAAGAGGGACCCCAGUAAACAGUAUGGCUUGAAGAUGAAGACUUCUCGUACUUUCUUCAGCGAGGUUGAGCGACGCUUUGAUGCCAUGCCCUUCACUCUUAGGGCGUUUGAGGAUGAAGCCAAAGCCCGUCUGGGUGUGGUGGAGUGUGCCAAACAUGAAUUGCUACAGCCCUUCAGUGUGCUACAGGAGAAAGAGGGAGAGUGUGUAGCUCAGUUUAAGUUCACAGUGCUGCUGAUGGCCAACGGGCCUCACAGAAUCACCAACGGACCCUUCGAUCCAGAUCUCUACAAGUCAGAGCAUGAAGUCCAGGACCCAGAGCUAAGGACUUUACUACAGAGCUCUGCAAGCCGUAAAACACAGAAGAAAAAGAAAAAGAAGGCCUCAAAGACGGCAGAAAAUGCAACUGGACAGCCAGCUGAAGAAACAGAAGCAGCCGAAUAAACAACUGCCUUUCCACACACGCAAGACCCCAAAGAGAAGCAAGAGAAAACACGACAAGCCCCCCCCCCACCCCCCAAACGCUCGGCCUGUCAUACAACAGAGCUGAUUUCACAAAUUAAACUGGCAAAUUCAUAAAAACACUGGAAUCAAUUGAAUAUAUAAAGAUAUUUCACUAAUUGUUGAAACUGACACAGAUGCUUAACCCUUUACUGCAUUAAUUGGCAGCAACAUGGAUCAAAUGUUGCUCUGUUUCUUCCUGAACUUGAGCAGGAAAUAAAGAAUAAUUGCAAAUAGUUUUACAUUUUUGAAAAGAUUUGUUGCCAAAUGGUGAGUGUGUGACUUCUGUCUGAGGGGGGAAAAAAAAACAAAACAUUUUUCCACUCAUGCUUGUAUUAUUUGCAGCUGAAAAUGUCCUUUUUAAGAGAAUCUGAAGUUCACUUUAGGCAUUAAUGGAAGUGAACCAGCUUGUAUUGUUGACAUCUAAAUAUCAGUAAAAGUUCAUUGAAUAGAUGCUAACAGAAACUAUGAUCUCAUUGGAAAGGCAUCAUUUCUGAGGCCGCUGUUUCUACUUAACUGUCACAUGUUCCCUUUGGCAACAAAGUUAUAACAAGUUAUCUAAAACUGUUUAUAUGUGAACAAAGUUAUGGUUAAAGGAAUAUCCAGAUGUUUAUUGUUCUAGGAUCAUUUGUGACUUCUCAAACGUGUGAAUCUUUAGGAAUGAUGGUUUUAGUCGUCCAUUAUUAAACAACUGAGACCGUUUAAAACAUUUCAACAGAAAUAUUUUCGUAACCUCAUCAUGCAGUAAAGGGUUAAAUUUUUAAUUUGUCAUUCAUGAAAUAAGAGCUGGAAAUUGUUACAGUAAUUCCUCAAAUGUAGAAAAAAAAUUGACAGCAAAUGAGUCAUUUAGAGGUUUGUAAUAUAAUAGAUGGCUUUUGUUUCCAAGUUAAGCUAGUGAGGAAAGUGGAGGUUACUUUUCCAUCCUGAACACUUUUUGACUGAAACUUCAACAUUUUUUUAAGCCUUUCUUGGGUAGAGGAUGGUGUAGUGACAGACAGGAUACAAGGAGAGGGAGAGAUGGGUACGACAUGCAGCUAAGGUCGCUGGCUAGAAUCGAACCAGGGACGUUGCGGUUAUGUGUCAUGCGCAGUAACCAUUCGGCUACCAGGGCGCUCUGAAACUUCAACAUUUUAACCACACUAGAUUUUUUUAAAGCAAUAACCUGAGCAGAAGAUUGGAACAUUUACAAGCAAAAACACAGUUGUAGUCCGCUUGACUUUAGGGAACAAACUGCUACAUUUACUGCCAUUCCCCUUGAAUUUUAUGAAAACAUAGAGGUCUAUACGUUCCAAUUUUGAACAACUUUUUUGUAUUAGUGACACCUGUUAACUUGCUUUACUGCAUCAUUAGUUUUGUGAAAUGAAAACUGAAGCUGAGCAGGUUUUCUGGGUCUCUUCAGUGGAGUUGGACCAGUAAGAGAUCAUCUCAGGUCUGAGUUUCAUUUAAAUGAGAAAAGUAAAAUCAUGCUUUGUAGCUCAGUCGGUGGGCAAAGGAUCUUUACAUCUAAUGAAAUAAAAACAUUUUUGUA
Messenger RNA from Thunnus maccoyii (southern bluefin tuna), 2887 nucleotides. RefSeq names its product proliferation-associated 2G4, a (gene pa2g4a). Lineage: Eukaryota; Metazoa; Chordata; Actinopteri; Scombriformes; Scombridae. The transcript has 13 exons. The record is from RefSeq and is a predicted model, not a curated record. The coding region runs from base 127 to 1302 and encodes 391 amino acids.